AGUUUUCCGCCUCUUUCCCCGAGCAUUGAAUUACAGAUAACAAAUACUGUCUUGCUAGUCAUUUCAUUCAAACCUGUAGUCGGAAAUAGCCUGUGGUAAAUGCAGAUGACAGCAUCUGAAUGACAAACACAAAAAACUAUAUUUAAGUAAGUGACAUGUCCGCUGGGGAAUCAACGACCGCUCCAGCCGACACUGGCUCCGCGGCUGGGCUCGGAGCGCAGUUCCCCGUUGGCUAUCAAACAUUUCGGCCGGAGGAUCAUGGCCUAGACCGUGGGUUUCGUCUUACGGCCUUCUCUGAUAUGAAGGGAUGAGGCUGUAAGGUCCCUCAGGAGACUCUGCUCAAACUCCUGCAGGGACUGGAGCCUGAUCGCCCGGCGCCGGUGACGGGGGAAGACGGGGGCACUGGCACAGUUGGUGGAGACGAGGCCUCUGAAUAUGGGCAACUUGCCCCGGUUCCGCACGGCCCCCGGCUAGGUAUUGGGAUGGAUUCGUGUGUGAUCCCUCUUAGGCAUGGGGGUCUCUCUUUGGUCCAGACCACCGACUUCUUCUACCCUCUGGUGGAGGACCCUUACAUGAUGGGCCGCAUUGCCUGUGCCAAUGUCCUGAGCGACCUGUACGCCAUGGGCAUCACUGAGUGCGACAACAUGCUCAUGCUGCUGAGCGUCAGUCAGAAGAUGAACGACAAGGAGCGGGAGAAGGUGAUGCCGCUGAUGAUACAGGGCUUCCGGGACGCUGCCGAGGAGGGCGGGACCUCGGUCACGGGGGGGCAGACCGUCAUCAACCCCUGGAUCAUCAUCGGGGGCGUGGCCACCGUCGUGUGCCAGCCCAACGACUUCAUCAUGCCGGACAGUGCGGUCCCAGGUGACGUGCUGGUGCUCACCAAACCCCUGGGAACUCAAGUGGCGGUCAACGCCCAUCAGUGGCUGGACAAUCCUGAUAAAUGGAAUAAAAUCAAGCUGGUGGUGUCGAAGGAGGAGGUCGAGCAGGCAUAUCAGGAAGCCAUGCUGAAUAUGGCCACGCUGAAUAGGACAGCUGCCGCCCUCAUGCACACCUUCAACGCCCACGCCGCGACGGACAUCACGGGCUUCGGCAUCCUGGGCCACGCCCGCAACCUGGCCCAGCAGCAGCGGAGCGACGUGGCCUUCGUCAUCCACAACCUGCCCAUCCUGGCCAAGAUGACCGCCAUCAGCAAGGCCUGCGGGAACCUGUUCGGCCUGCUGCAGGGCACGUCCUCGGAAACCUCCGGUGGGCUGCUGAUCUGCUUGCCGCGGGAGCAGGCCGCGCGCUUCUGCGCGGAGAUGAAGUCCAGCCGUCUGGGCGGGGUGGGGCCGGAGGGCGGGGCCGGGGAGGGCCAGCAGGCCUGGAUCAUCGGCAUCGUGGAGAAGGGCAGCCGCUGCGCGCGCAUCAUCGACAAGCCGCGCAUCAUCGAGGUCCCGCCGCGCGGCUCCGUCAGCGGCUGCGGCCAGGAGGGCGGCGGCGGCAACAACAACGCCGCCAACAGCACCGGCGUGCCCAGCCCCACGGAAACGCAGCCCCCCACCCCGCUCACCUGAGGCUCCGCCGCCGGGCUUCGCUGAGCCCUCCUCCUCUUCCUCCUCCCCCCUAACGCCUUCUCCUCUUCCUCCCCCCUAAUGCCCCCUCCUACUCUUCGCUCUUUUCUCUGCUGUCUUUUUCUUUCCCUGCUUUUGUCCUGUCCUUCUCCCUGCUUAUAGUUGAGCAGGUGUGUGUGGUUUGUGUGCGUGCAUUCCCCCCCCACCCCCCCUCCCCAUCCCACCCAUCCC
Messenger RNA from Anguilla anguilla (European eel), 1781 nucleotides. It is a transcript of the gene sephs3, whose product is annotated as selenophosphate synthetase 3. The record is from RefSeq and is a predicted model, not a curated record. The coding region runs from base 483 to 1553 and encodes 356 amino acids. Gene Ontology annotation, molecular function: selenide, water dikinase activity; ATP binding. The transcript is spliced from 8 exons. Gene Ontology annotation, cellular component: cytoplasm. NCBI's taxonomy places the organism in Eukaryota, Metazoa, Chordata, Actinopteri, Anguilliformes, Anguillidae. Gene Ontology annotation, biological process: L-selenocysteine biosynthetic process.